Opisthorchis viverrini is the source of this 705-nucleotide messenger RNA. RefSeq lists its product as hypothetical. Bases 1 to 705 code for a protein of 234 amino acids. NCBI's taxonomy places the organism in Eukaryota, Metazoa, Platyhelminthes, Trematoda, Opisthorchiida, Opisthorchiidae. The transcript is spliced from 3 exons. The record is from RefSeq and is a predicted model, not a curated record.
AUGCUGCAGUGCGCCCCAUAUUACUAUGCGGAUCAGAAACCUGGCCGCUGCGCGCCGAGGACGUCAAAAGAUUUUCAGUGUUUGACCAUCGAUGUCUUCGGAGCAUUGCCAGAAUCUGGUGGGAACACCGGAUCAACAAUUCUGAAGGUGGAAGAGAGCCAGAGGCGGUCAAACAAUGACUUGGCAGCGAAGUAUGAAGGCCAUUACCAGCAAACUCAGCUGCGCUGGUCAUUGCCAUCUUCUUGGAUGGGGACCCCGAGACAGGCCAUGCCAAUGGUUAGAGACAUUGUCAGACAUGGCCCAGUCGCGCCCUCAGUGGUGCUCAUGCAUCCAAGCUAUUGCCUUCAAUGCAUAGCUCCCUUCCCAACCCCCCACUUAACAGUGCUGUAUUUACGCACUAAUUUAUCAGCUCCCAUCUCCAAUGCGCAGCUACCUACCCAACCUCCCCGAAUCAUCGGUAAACGAAACUGUGGCAGCUAUAACCACUGUAUGACAAGUACGCGGUUAUUACAGCUGACAAUGAUGAUGAUGAAGCAUACUUUCAAAAGGGAAUACAAAAUUGAAACCUUAAGGCGCGAACUUACUGACCGAAAGGUCCGAACAUCAGCACCUCGACUGCUCCUGUCUAGGCUUGAACAACCAAGUAAUAUCUUAGCCCUCAUGUUUUCUUCGGGUAACAUGGCAGCUACUCACCGGAAGGCUUAA